CGUUAACCCCUAGUUGGGGGCGUCCAGAUCUUGCAGCUGUAAGAAGCUUCCCUUUCUCACACCACUCACUCUCUCUCUGGUUCUUCUUCUUCUUCUUCUUCUUCUUCUUCGUCUUCUCUCUCAAGAAUAUUGGAUUGACACGAAAGCGAUGAAUUGGGGGAAAUCAAACAAGAUAACACAGAUUCACGCAAUUUCGCCAUGAGAGCUCAUCGUUUGAGCUUCUUCAUUUUCUUUCUCUCAUUAUUCACUUCAUUCAUCGGAGCCUUCUCGCUUCUUCGCGAUUCUGCCAUUUCAACUAGGAGGAUUCUGCAUCAGCCUCUCUUUCCGAUUGGCUCUGAGCCGCCGCCGGAUAUUGAGUUAACCCCGCCGCCGCCGCCUCCUGACUCUCCCUCCGACGUUCCGCCGUUUUUCCAUGACCCGCCGACCACUCAAGAUCAGACUCAACCGCCUCCUCCGUCUACCAAUGGAACUAUGCCUAUCCCUGCUGCUACGGCGCAACAAUCCAAGCCGACGAAGACCGUUGCGAUUGCAAUUUCGGUUGGGAUUGUGACUUUGGGGAUGCUCUCUGCUCUGGCGUUUUUUCUGUAUCGUCACCGGGCGAAGCAUCCGGGGGAGUCGCAGAAGCUUGUUGGAGGGAGUAAUCCGGAGAGAUUUCCGGAGGAUUCGCGUGCGCCGCCGUCGAGUUUUUUCUAUAUUGGGACUGUGGAGCCGAGCCAGAGCUCUGUUGUUGAGCAGAAUGGUGCUAAUGGUGCCAAUAGUUCGCCUUAUCGCAAGCUGAAUUCGAUUAAGAUGUCGGAUCGGUACCGGCCGAGUCCGGAAUUGCAGCCGCUGCCGCCUCUGCCGAAGCCGCCUAUGGCUAUGUCGCCUCCCGCUCUGUCGUCUUCGGAUGAUGAAAGCCAGAAUACGGCAUUCCAUACUCCACAAUGCUCGUCAAUUGUUAGUCAUGAUGAUGGCUAUUUCUCACCGGCUUCUCGUCGAAGUAAUUCUGUUAAGAGCUGUUCUACGGCAAGUUUUAAGAAUGACCAUAUGAAUUCCAAUGCUCCUCCUAUUCCUCAUUCUAAAAGAACCUCUCCGAAAUCUAGAUUCUCGGUUUCUUCGACCAAGCGCAAUACGUCUCAGCCUCAGCCACCACCGCCGCCGCCUCCACCGCGUCCGCUUGAUGACCUUCGUGAAAUUCCGAAUUCGAAAGAAACAAUGCCUUUCUCUUCCACGAGACCUAAAUUUUCGAAGCCUCCGCCUCCACCAAAUUUGGCGCUUCUUCAAACAAUUAGCAAUUCCGCCACAUAUCCUCAAAUUCAGAAAACUGCUGCACCUCCACCUCCACCUCCGCCUCCACCGCCACCUCCACCGCCACCUCCACGGCCACCGCCGCAUCCGGGUUCGUAUUCAACGCCACAAAAACUAGGGUUAUCGGAAACCAGAAUGGCUCCAGUCACUCCUCCAGAUUCCUCCAAGUCACAAUCCUAUUCAACAGCGAGAACAAACUCAUCUUCCAAAUCCACACCGACAUCUGCACCAGCAAAUUCCGCUAAAGAAGAUGUUGUCGAAAGGAUUAAUUCGAUGGAAAGGCUUGAAUCCGAAGAUACAGAAGGUUCAAAACCGAGAUUGAAGCCCUUGCACUGGGACAAAGUACGGGCAACCUCAGACCGAGCUACAGUUUGGGAUCAACUCAAAUCAAGCUCAUUCCAAUUAAACGAGGACAUGAUGGAAACACUUUUUGGCUUCAAUUCUGCAAAUUCGGUUCCCAAAGAGGCCACGAGAAAGUCUGUUCUCCCCCCCGUUGAGAAGGAAAAUAGGGUAUUGGAUCCCAAAAAGUCGCAGAACAUUGCAAUACUCCUAAGAGCUCUUAAUGUCACGCGUGAUGAAGUGAUCGAAGCUCUUCAAGAUGGUAACCCGGAAGGGUUUGGUACCGAGCUUUUAGAAACACUAGUGAAGAUGGCUCCAACCAAAGAAGAAGAGAUAAAACUGAGAGAGUACUGUGGUGAUGGUUCAAAAUUAGGGACUGCAGAAAGAUUUCUGAAGGCAGUGCUUGAAGUCCCAUUUGCCUUUAGAAGAGUUGAGGCCAUGCUGUACAGAGCCAAUUUUGAUUCAGAAGUGAAGUAUCUAAGGAAGUCAUUUCAAACGCUUGAGGUUGCAAGUGAGGAAUUAAAGAACAGUAGACUUUUUCUUAAACUCCUCGAAGCAGUUCUUAAGACGGGAAAUAGGAUGAAUGUCGGUACGAAUCGUGGUGAUGCUAAAUCCUUUAAGCUUGAGACCCUCUUAAAAUUAGUAGAUAUAAAGGGAACGGAUGGAAAGACAACAUUGCUUCAUUUUGUUGUUCAAGAAAUUAUCAGAUCAGAAGGUGGUGCUGAUUCAACUAGUGACAACCUUCAGCCCCGUUCGCAAUCCAAAAUCGAGGAUGAAUUUAGAAAGCAGGGCUUGCAGGUUGUGGCUGGACUGAGCAGAGACCUUAGCAAUGUGAAAAAAGCAGCUGGUAUGGACUCGGACGUCUUGAGCAGCUAUGUCACAAAGCUCGAAAUGGGGCUUGAAAAAGUAAGGAUGGUUUUGCAAUUCGAAAAGCCAGGAAUGCAUGGAAAGUUCUUCGACUCGAUGAAAACAUUCUUGAAGGAGGCAGAAGAAGAAAUAGUUAGGAUCAAGGACGACGAAAGGAAAGCUUUAUCUCUGGUGAAAGCGGUCACGGAGUAUUUCCAUGGCGACGCUGCCAAGGAGGGAGCUCAUCCAUUCCGAAUUUUCAUGAUCGUUCGGGAUUUCCUAACCAUACUAGAUCAAGUAUGCAAAGAAGUUGGGAGAAUGCAGGACGGGGUAAUGGUGGGUGCUGCAAGAUCCUUUCGGAUAUCAGCAACAGCCUCCCUCCCAGUCCUCAGCAGGUACAACGUCAAACACGACCGAAGUUCCGACGAGGAUAGCUCAUCUCCGUAAACUCCCAUAACACAAGUACCUCUUAGGAAGCUUGUCAGGUUAGCUUUAAUCCUCCACUGGGGGGAAUUUCACUAGUUUCUUAGAUCUCAAGCAUCUUUCAGACCAAAAAAAGGAAUGGCAAACAGAGAAUCUCCUUUGGAGACAACGACGCCCCCAGCAAAGUUUGUCCAUUACUCAAAACACAGAUUCCUGAAGCGGAAUCAAGUUAGAUUUUGCAGCAAAAAGGCAACAAAGACAUGAUCAAAGUGAUGAAGAAACACCAAAAACAGCAUGGGAAGAAGCACGAAGGAGCAGUGGCAAAACCUGAAAGGUACGUCUCAAUGAAAUGAGAUAAAUAAAAAGAUAGAAAGAGAGGAAAUGAAUGUUCCACUUAAGAAUACACGGCUAUAGAUAGGACAGAGUACCCUAUUUAGAUCAGAUUCCUACACAUUUCCAGAGAAAAAGUAGAAUGUUUUUGAGUUGCUGCUAAUAUGUUGUUGCAUUUGUUCAAUGUUUCAUAAUAAUAAAUAUCAAUUUUUUUGUUCA
Molecule: messenger RNA, 3444 nt
Organism: Cucurbita pepo subsp. pepo (vegetable marrow)
Lineage: Eukaryota; Viridiplantae; Streptophyta; Magnoliopsida; Cucurbitales; Cucurbitaceae
Source: RefSeq, a predicted model, not a curated record